GGAAAUCACUAUUCGUAGUAGAUAUACCCAUGUUACUAAAUGGAACUACGUGGAACUAAAAUCCCCGCAAAAGUAUUGACCGACCCCAAAUAUUCGAGGAAAACCACAAAAUUAACGACUACUGCCUCCGAUUUCCGAGGAAAACCGAAGAAUCCCGACCGCUUCCGAGCGUUUGUGGGAAACCACAAAAGUAACGACGACUGCCUCCGAGGCGACGAAAUUUUAAAAAAUUUGGCAAAAUUGGAAAAAAAUCAGAAAGGAUUAGAAAAAAAUUAGAAAAAAAUGGGAACUAAUCUGGGAUGGUGUUACAUUGGUAGCAUAUCAUUUAGUCACGUCCAGGUCCUUCGGGAGAUGCCCUGAUGGAAAAAUUAAAUCAAAAAUCGAAAAGAAUGAGAAGAAACAGCGAAUAAUCCUGGAAUAGUGUAGGUGGGUCGCAUUUGUUGGCACUUUGAUGGUGCUCUCGUUCACCUUGACGUAUGCGGCUUCACGUACAAAUGACGUUUGCAGAGAGUGGCUGGUUCUGACUACCGCUACAAACCGGGAAAUACAGCUCUACAAGGAUACAGAGACAGUGGGUUGAAAUCGAGAAUCCUGUGAUUUGGUACAGAACAGAGGUAAUGGAGAAUCCCGAUGCACUACAUGGCUACUAAAACUGAAUCAAGACUGCAAAUGAAUCGGGCGACUGCCGUUGUACCACCGCCACCACAACGUUUCACGCUAGACGAGUGGUACCGUAGUAACAGAUUCAAGUAUCGUUGCUCUGAAGCACAACAACAACUUGCCGACCGAUUGCUUGCCGAAUCUGAUCGCGUUUACGUACUUACUGCUGAAAGUGCCGAGGCUAAUAAGAAGGAGGUGGAUCAUCGUCUGGAUGAAAAGCUAGAGGAUAUAAAAUUUCGGAAGGAUGAGCUUCUACGCGUUAGAAAAGAAGUUCUUUUGGAGGUGGAUGCACUCUGCGUAUUCAAAGAACGCCUGACCGAUGCUCUCUUCUCCGUGAAGAAAAGUGCUCUCAUUAUUUGUCACAAAUGCCUUAUGGCCCGUGAACGCCGCUUGGGCAUCGAUCUUGUCCACGACAAUGUUGAGCGAGAAUUGCGUCAAGAGUGCGAGGUGAUCAAGGGUAUAGAGAAUCUGUUGGUGUGUACCACCGAGCAGGCUCAUGAACAAAUUCGCAGACUCAAGGCCACCAUAUAUUACAUGGAUAAAGAUCUCGAAGAUAAAGAAAACAAUCUACAAAUUGAUCGUCACAAUCUUACUCUGAAAGAGAACAGCUUCAACCUGAGUCUGUAUCACGGCAGAACAAGACUCGAUCCAGCAACUAUUAGCCUACGUGAAUGGGUAAUGCAGACAAACAACAACAUUGUCACAGCCUCUAAAGAAGUAAAUGGUGCACGACAGAUGCGAAACUACAUUGAUACUGUACUUAAACAAAUUGUCGAUGACCUUAGUUUGCAAAAGAAAGCAACAGAUCAAGCAUUUCAAAAGCGUAUUGAGGAAACUAGAUCAGCAAAGAUCAAAUUGGAAUUGCAACAUUCAGAGAUUAUGCGGCAGGCUAAUGUGAUGACUCGCGAUUUGACGCGUUUGGAGAAGGGUAUUGCUGAAAAGGAGAGGUAUAUGGCUUUGGCUCAUACCCGGCUUGGUAAUCGCUGUCAAAGGCCUGGCUUAGAGUUGACUCGUGAUACUGUAGAGACAUGUCUUGUUCGAGAGGUUCAUGACCUGCGCUCUACAGUAUGUUUAUUACAACAGAUGUUCAAUGAGGUACAAUCAUCACUCCGUUACCUGCUGAAGACGCAGAUCCAGUUGGAGGAGGACAUUAAUAUAAAAGCAAAUACCUUGAAAAUUGACGAAGUAGAGUGUGUUACACUACGGCACGCCAUGGAUUAUCAUGCUUACUAAACAUCUUGCUUAUCAUAACACUAUAUUCUAGCGAAUCUAUAAUGUUCUAGUAGUUCAAGAUUCCGCCUUAUUAGGAUUUUUUUCAAUAUUCGUUUGCAUUACAAUGUAAAUGUAAGGAAAUUGUGAGUCUCGAGGUUUUUCAAUAAUAUCUCCAUUACAAAUC
Athalia rosae (coleseed sawfly) is the source of this 2056-nucleotide messenger RNA. RefSeq names its product tektin-1 (gene Tektin-C). Lineage: Eukaryota; Metazoa; Arthropoda; Insecta; Hymenoptera; Athaliidae. Gene Ontology annotation, biological process: cilium movement involved in cell motility; cilium assembly. Bases 631 to 1893 code for a protein of 420 amino acids. Gene Ontology annotation, cellular component: microtubule cytoskeleton; nucleus. The record is from RefSeq and is a predicted model, not a curated record. The transcript has 6 exons.